Glycine soja is the source of this 2061-nucleotide messenger RNA. Its product is annotated as probable serine/threonine-protein kinase PBL7. The transcript has 6 exons. The record is from RefSeq and is a predicted model, not a curated record. Gene Ontology annotation, biological process: protein phosphorylation. Gene Ontology annotation, molecular function: protein kinase activity; ATP binding. Lineage: Eukaryota; Viridiplantae; Streptophyta; Magnoliopsida; Fabales; Fabaceae. Bases 320 to 1645 code for a protein of 441 amino acids.
CAAAGAAAGAGACAAUUCCUUAGAAAAUAACAAAAGAAGAGACGAAUGAAGUACACCAAAACCACUUGAUUAAAUAUUCACGAGAGAGAGAGAGAGAGAGAAAGAGAAGGUGACUUGCCCUCCUAGGAAAGGAGGCUUAAAACUUGCAAAUACUUGCACCCCUCAUUGUUUUGUUUAUUACUAUAAACAAAACCCAUUUCCCAUUCUCCUACACCCUCUCUUACUUCCCUGCCUUCCCAUCCCAAACUUCUUUCUGACCUCAAACAAUAACCAUUUAAUUUUUCUCUCUUUUUUCUUUUUUUUUUCUCUGUUGUCUGUCAUGGAAGUUAAUACUACUACAACCACUGUACCUUCAGGGCCACCAACUAGGAACCAUUCUUACACACAACACCGCUUACAUUCAGAAAGACAUAGCCAUAACCAUAGCCAUGGCCAUUUCCCCUCCAAAACCAUUCUCAUAAUCAUCGCAUUCGUCACCUUAGUCACGGUCCUAUUUAUCAUUUUCGUGGUCCUAUUCUUGAUCCGUCGCCAAAAAUCCUCCAGCAAGAAUGGAACUUGCGAAGAAGACAGCAGAGAGCUUCAUGACACAAGCAGCAGGCUCAUCACUUCAACAACGUUGAAUUCUAGCCCAGAUGUGAAAAGUGGGUGUCUUCAUGGGGGAAAUUUGAGCAGGACCCCAGCACCUAAAUUUCGUGGAGUACAAGUGUUCACGUAUAGGGAGUUAGAAAUUGCCACUGAUGGAUUCAGCGAAGCAAAUGUCAUUGGUAGUAAUGGAAUUAUUGGAGGGCAUGGUUUGAUCUAUAGAGGUGUUCUAAGUGAUGGCACUUUGGCAGCAAUUAAGUUGCUUCGCACUGAGGGUAAGCAAGGGGAACGUGCCUUCAGAAUAGAGGUCGAUCUCUUAAGUCGCUUGCACUCUCCUCAUUUGGUGGAGUUACUUGGCUAUUGUGCUGACCAACACCACAGGUUACUGAUUUUUGAAUACAUGCCCAAUGGAACACUCCACUACCAUCUUCACACUCCCAACGAUCAAUAUCAGCUGUUGGAUUGGUGGGCCCGGAUGAGGAUAGCCCUUGAUUGUGCCAGAGCACUGGAGUUCUUGCAUGAGCAUGCAGUCUCACCUGUGAUCCACAGAGACUUUAAGAGUAACAACGUUCUACUGGAUCAAAAUUUCCGUGCCAAAGUGUCUGAUUUUGGAUUGGCUAAGAUGGGAUCAGAGAAGAGGAACGGUCGUGUGUUGGGGACCACUGGAUAUUUGGCACCAGAGUACGCCACGGGUAAGCUUACUACAAAGUCAGAUGUUUACAGCUAUGGUGUGGUUCUUCUCGAACUGCUCACGGGACGUGUGCCAGUUGAUAUCAAGAGGGCCCCAGGAGAACACGUCCUUGUCUCUUGGGCUCUUCCAAGGUUGACAAACAGAGAAAAGGUAAUUGAAAUGGUUGACCCAGCUCUUCGCGGACAGUACUCUAAGAAGGAUUUAAUUCAGAUAGCUGCCAUUGCAGCAAUGUGCAUACAGCCAGAAGCUGAUUACAGGCCGCUCAUGACAGAUGUUGUACAAUCACUGAUACCACUUGUUAGGAACCAAUCCUCUCUUAGUUCAUCCAGCUCCCUACGAUUUCAGAAACAAACGCCAAGUCCUACUCAUUAGGUGUGCAUUAUGUUUCUUCAACAUUCUGUUUGAGAAGAACAGAAGCAGAAGCAGCCUAGAAAUAAAGUACUUAGUUCUUAGACUAAAAUAGUGCUUGGACAAACAUUAGGCCCCAAAAAACAAGUGCAAUAUCACACUUGAUGGGGGCACCAUCAAAUUCGCAACUUAUAUCAGUGGAAUUCCUUCAUCCCUACUGCCUACAACAACGGAGAGGAGGGAGAAAAUGCAAAACAGAAAGACUAAAGGAUAAAAUCAUUUGCAUGCAGUCAUGGACAAAUUUAGUUCUAGAUGUUAUUUAUUUAUAUCAUUUUAAUAUCUAUACUUAUUUAGAUUGGCUUUGUAAUGACAACCUAGCUAAGAUACAUGGUUACAAAAUUAAGAGGAAUAUGAACUUUCUAAUAAUUAUGUCGCUAAUA